AUGGCAACAGGAAAGUGGUCUUCUGGCUUGUGCGCCUGCUACAAAAACCCUUCCAACUGUUGCCUCACAUGCUGCUGCCCCUGCGUCACUUUUGGGCAAAUAGCAGAGAUAGUGGAUGAGGGUUCUGAAGAAUGCAUAUUGAGCGGAGGGAUUUAUGGUGCUCUGUGCUUUUAUACGGGGUGUUGUGCGUGGUGCUAUUCAUGGUUGUACCGAAACAAGAUGCGGGAAAUGUAUAACUUGUCGGAGAGCCCCUGUAACGAUUGUCUGGUUCAUUGUUGUUGCGAAUCAUGCGCGCUGUGCCAGGAAUACAGAGAACUUAAACACAGAGGAUAUGAUCCUGCUCUCGGAUGGACAGGUAAUCUGGAUAAGCAACUGGACGAGAUGAGUACCUCCACGACAGCUCCUGGGCAUCCAAACAUGGCAAAAUAA
Molecule: messenger RNA, 429 nt
Organism: Cryptomeria japonica (Japanese cedar)
Lineage: Eukaryota; Viridiplantae; Streptophyta; Pinopsida; Cupressales; Cupressaceae
Product: protein PLANT CADMIUM RESISTANCE 2-like
Exons: 4
Coding region: 1-429 (142 amino acids)
Source: RefSeq, a predicted model, not a curated record